CUUCUGAAGGCCUGAAGCAGUUCCCCCAACAAAUGGAUCGUGAGAUUCAUUCAUCAACUAAACACCAAACAACCUAGAAUAUCUCCGCUCAUCGAGACAGAAUCUCAUCUCAUGCACCUCCCCAUCAUGCCAGCAGGGUGAACAAUAAAAAAAUAUGGCAUCCAUCCUGUCGUAUGUGCCACUGGUCAACCGACUAGUCACUCCUCGCGAUGACCGCCAGACCGUCAACCUCCCACCCGUGGAAGUACAUAGUGUCGAGGCGAACCCGGACAAGAGACCACGCACCCUCAAACAUCUCCUAAAGGCAAACCAUGUCAACCAUUCCAUCCUCUACCACAACCUCCAGUUCGACAACCACUUGCCCCAUAUCCUAUGCUCAGCCUACCAUCUCGGCGCCGAGUCACACCAUCUCUACCAUAUAUACGAUGAGGAAUCCAAGAGUCUAGAGCCAUGGAAGGACUCGCCUGCUCCGAUGGCCGAGGACGACUGGCGGGACUACUUGGGUGACAAGCGGUACCAGCGAGCCUUCGUGGAUUUCUUUGAGGAUGUCUUGGCCAUGAACCAUGCCUACGACUGGAAGGCAGUAAUCAAAGAGUACAUGUUGAAGGGCGAUGAGCCUCUAGUCAACUGUCUCAUCGGUGGUCUCGGCCACCCCCUCAUCCACCUUGGCUACGCCUAUGAAUUCGAUAGCCGCGAAAUAGCUAUGGAAGCCCUCGGCCUCGCCGCAACGCAGUACAACUUCCUGCACAAAUACAGCGAUGACCCCUCGUACACCCGCCCACCACCCUUCUCCUCCACCUCCCCCCUUGAACUCAUCAACAAGCUCGCCUCGGACACCCGCUUCGACGACCUCUUCAAAGAACCAGGCUACGCCAACAUCGAACCCCUCUUCCAACAACACGAAUCCCUCAUCCUCGAAUACUGGAACGCCUGGGACGUAUCCUCCUCCACCACCACCACCGACCUAACCACCCUCUUCCGCGAAUCCCAGGAAGCCGCCGUAGCCCUGCUAGUCGCCACCGUCCGCCCGGGGACGCACGCCUACAACUUCUUCGUCGUGCACGUGCUGACCACCAGCCACGCCGUGCGCAUCCUGCUGCCGCUGCUGCCCGCCAAGUUCCACGUCUCCAUAGUCCGCCAGUGGUGGCUGCUCGCCCUGGCCGUCUACAUCGCCGUGCUGCGGCCCAAAAUCGACCCGGACUACGUGCCUGGGGAUCUGAAGGGGAGGAACUGGAAGUAUGUCGAGCAUAGGGCGCUUACCUCGGAGUGGGCGACGGAUGCGCAUUUUGUUAAGGGUAAGUUUUGCGAUGGGCCUACUAUCUCCCCUGGGCGGGCAUUUUGGGGCUGGUUAUGGCAGUGGUGGGGAUUGUAUUUGUGUUCUUUUGCUAACUUGUGAUAGCCGCUCGGGCAAUGAAGGAGGCUGCGAGGACUUGGGGGGAUGUGCAUGAACGGUAUCUUGCUGCGGCGGUUAGGUUUGUGGAUGACUUUGAGGGAUGGGUACAUUGAGGGCUUGAGUGCGUUGAGGGAAAUCUGGUGAGGGUAUGGCAGAUUGGAUCGGGCCCUAAUCCUGUUUGCUCGUUGCGCUCGACGUCCUUUUGUUGGAACGCCAUACGAUGUCCUCUACGGUCCCCUGUGGUAUGGGGGCUCAGCAGAUUGCAUAGAACGAAUAUCGAAUGGGUCAGCGGAGAUAUUUGAACGACACACGCCCUCACACCUCAUCAAUGAGGUUACUUCAGAGUUCACAGG
Chaetomium fimeti is the source of this 1746-nucleotide messenger RNA. RefSeq lists its product as uncharacterized. The coding region runs from base 155 to 1396 and encodes 413 amino acids. The transcript has 2 exons. The record is from RefSeq and is a predicted model, not a curated record. Gene Ontology annotation, molecular function: oxidoreductase activity. Lineage: Eukaryota; Fungi; Ascomycota; Sordariomycetes; Sordariales; Chaetomiaceae.